Scedosporium apiospermum is the source of this 771-nucleotide messenger RNA. RefSeq lists its product as uncharacterized. The record is from RefSeq and is a predicted model, not a curated record. The transcript has 5 exons. Gene Ontology annotation, biological process: translation. Gene Ontology annotation, cellular component: ribosome; cytosol. Gene Ontology annotation, molecular function: structural constituent of ribosome. Bases 1 to 771 code for a protein of 256 amino acids. Lineage: Eukaryota; Fungi; Ascomycota; Sordariomycetes; Microascales; Microascaceae.
AUGGCUGUCGGAAAGAACAAGAGGCUCUCGAAGGGCAAGAAGGGCCUUAAGAAGAAGACGCAAGACCCCUUCUCUCGAAAGGAUUGGUACUCGAUCAAGGCGCCUUCGCCCUUCAAUGUUCGGGACGUUGGAAAAACCUUGGUCAACCGAACUACUGGUCUGAAGAAUGCCAACGACGCGCUGAAGGGACGAGUACUCGAGGUGUCGCUCGCCGAUCUACAGAAGGAUGAGGAUCACUCGUUCCGCAAGGUCCGACUUCGAGUCGACGAGAUCCAGGGAAAGAACUGCCUGACGAACUUCCACGGCCUCGAUUUCACUACCGAUAAGCUGCGAUCCCUUGUCCGAAAGUGGCAAACUCUGAUCGAGGCGAAUAUUACCGUCAAGACGACCGACGACUACCUUCUCCGACUUUUCGCCAUCGCCUUCACCAAGCGCCGCCCCAACCAAGUGAAGAAGACGACCUACGCCGCUACCUCCCAAAUCCGUGCCAUUCGCCGAAAGAUGAUGGAAAUCAUGCAGCGCGAGGCCUCGAGCUGCACCUUGACCCAACUCACCGCCAAGCUCAUUCCCGAGGUAAUUGGAAGGGAAAUUGAGAAGUCCACUCAGGGAAUCUACCCUCUCCAGAAUGUUCACAUCCGCAAGGUGAAGCUACUGAAGCAGCCUAAGUUCGACCUCGGUGCUUUGAUGGCCCUCCAUGGCGAGUCUGCCACCGACGAGAAGGGUCAACGGGUUGACCGCGAGUUCCAGGAGCGUGUGCUAGAGGAGGUAUGA